This is a messenger RNA of Ochotona curzoniae (black-lipped pika), 1264 nucleotides long. It is a transcript of the gene NKAIN2, whose product is annotated as sodium/potassium transporting ATPase interacting 2. Gene Ontology annotation, biological process: regulation of sodium ion transport. Lineage: Eukaryota; Metazoa; Chordata; Mammalia; Lagomorpha; Ochotonidae. The record is from RefSeq and is a predicted model, not a curated record. The coding region runs from base 151 to 777 and encodes 208 amino acids. The transcript is spliced from 7 exons.
GUCACUUCCCAGGACGCUGGCAGCGGCAGCCCGCAGCCCCCUAGCCCUCGGCAGGUUUGCCUCUCCUUCCCCGCCAUCUGAUUGGAUAAAGUGGGGGCUCGACGGUGGCCGACGUGGGACAGUCUGGCUGUGGCAGGGGUCUCGGAAACCAUGGGUUAUUGCAGUGGCAGGUGCACGCUUAUCUUUAUCUGUGGCAUGCAACUGGUUUGUGUGCUGGAGAGGCAAAUAUUUGACUUCCUUGGUUAUCAGUGGGCACCCAUUCUGGCCAAUUUUAUACAUAUUAUUAUCGUGAUUCUCGGUUUAUUUGGAACUAUUCAAUAUAGACCACGUUACGUAACUGGAUAUGCUGUCUGGCUAGUCCUCUGGGUUACGUGGAAUGUGUUUGUUAUCUGCUUCUAUUUGGAGGCCGGGGACCUCUCAAAGGAAACGGACCUUAUCCUGACUUUUAAUAUUUCAAUGCACCGCUCGUGGUGGAUGGAGAAUGGACUAGGCUGUAAGGUGACGUCAGUGACACCUGCCCCAGACUGGGCCCCAGAGGACCAUCGCUACAUCACGGUCUCAGGGUGUUUUCUGGAGUACCAGUACGUAGAGGUGGCUCAUAGUUCCCUCCAGAUUGUCCUCGCACUGGCAGGGUUCAUCUACGCCUGUUAUGUUGUGAAAUGUAUAACUGAAGAAGAGGACAGCUUUGAUUUCAUAGGUGGCUUUGACUCCUAUGGCUAUCAAGGACCUCAGAAAACAUCUCAUUUACAACUACAACCUAUGUACAUGUCAAAAUAAAACAGACAACUUCAGUAUGUCAGCCCAUUGGACUUUUCAAAGAACUUGUUUCGCAGUGACCUGCAUUUUAUGAAGAGCAAGAAGUAACCAAAUUUAACUAAAUGUGCAUAGUAAUACACAAACACACACAAAGGUUCUGCCUACACUGACACGCAUGCACAUGUACACACACACACACACACACACACACACACACACUCACACACACACUGCAAUUUCAGUUGAUCUCUUUCUAAGAGAAAAAAGUAAAUAAUGCAGGGACAUGCAAAUCCUGGAUUUCCUGAAAACAGGCUCCUUUCUCCCAGAAAAAAAAAAUCAUAAGGAAAUGUGUCGGUGCCCUCUGCUGGCCGUUACUAACCUGUCCGCAACCUGGCCUGUGGGCUUCUGUGAGCUGUGAAGCCAUUCAGGGCACAUUUUCGUUUAAGAGCCCCGUUUUCUGCACUCCAUACAUCUUGAUUGCACCACGGCUACUUAGGCAAUGUAAUUG